Molecule: messenger RNA, 1596 nt
Organism: Blumeria graminis f. sp. triticale
Lineage: Eukaryota; Fungi; Ascomycota; Leotiomycetes; Helotiales; Erysiphaceae
Source: the annotation of a GenBank genome assembly
AUGGCCAGCGCCAGCAGCUCGCGCGAAUCAUCUAAUAGUGUGCACCAAUCUCAAAAGUCAUCCAGCACCUCGCAGGCGUCAUCUAUUGCUGAAGCUCGACAUAUCCGUUCAAAUUCUCCUAGCCAGCUCGGCGCCUGCAGCAUCGAAAUUCCCACUGGAAAUGGUCUCAUUACGCCGCCUUCUGAGCCCUAUGUUAAAACACCGAGAGCCUCGUCGCCAUAUAAUUGGGCGGAAAAGCCUUCCAUGACAAAACGUAUUACGCGCAUGUUCACUAAAGAUCCGGUUAGAACAGACAUGAGUCUUCAUACGCCUACAAUUGCCGCUUGCCAGGCAUCGGGACGGUCUGACUUAGCAUCACCGUUCAACCUCUCGUCAAAAUCACCCUCGCGCAAGACAUCUGUACUCGAGACCCCGAGCCGAAGUGAACAUCAAGAAAAAUCUUCGCCGUCAAUGCUACGGGAAAAAAGGGCACCGUCUUCAAUGCACCAAAGGUUCGUGACUAACUCGGAUGUCACUGGUGGCCAUCAACAUCAUCUCAAAAGCGCCAAGAGGCAGGAGAAAUUAAUGGAUAUUCUGCGUAGCGUUAUAAGUUGCAAGACAAGAAUUGAGCCGACGCAAGAAGGUGAGCAGCAACUAUCAUUAAUGUCGAAUUGGGUAGAUCAACUUAAAAGCGAGCGAGAGGCGAUGACAUCAGAAAAAAAGGGUGGGAUAAAUACCGCAACUACGCUAGUCGAGAAGUAUGGAAAGUGUCAAGAAAUCGUCGGACGUGGGGCUUUUGGAAUCGUUAGAAUAUCCCACAAGCGCACCGAAGGGUUAGGUGAACAACUCUAUGCGGUCAAAGAAUUUCGUCGGAGACCUGAUGAGACGGAGAAGAAGUACAGUAAGAGGUUAACAUCUGAGUUUUGUAUAUCAUCGUCUUUGCGUCACCCCAACGUAAUUCAUACGCUCGAUUUACUCCAGGAUUCAAAGGGGGACUAUUGUGAGGUGAUGGAAUUUUGUGCCGGCGGUGACUUAUAUACGCUCGUGCUUUCAGCUGGGCGACUUGAAAUGGCUGAAGCAGACUGCUACUUCAAGCAAAUGAUGCGCGGCGUCGAAUAUAUGCACGAGAUGGGGGUAGCACAUCGAGAUCUGAAGCCUGAGAAUCUUCUUCUAACGACACAUGGAUCUCUAAAAAUAACUGACUUUGGUAACGGUGAAUGCUUUCGCAUGGCUUGGGAAUCAGAUGCUCAUAUGGUGACCGGACUUUGUGGAUCCGCACCAUAUAUAGCGCCAGAAGAGUAUACUGACAAAGAGUUCGAUGCGCGUGCUGUCGAUGUAUGGGCAACAGGCGUUAUUUAUAUGGCAAUGCGAACUGGCAGACAUCUCUGGCGAGUGGCAAAGAAAGAUGAAGACGAGUUUUAUGAGCGAUACCUCCAGGGUCGUCGUGAUGAAGAAGGUUAUGCGCCCAUUGAAUCAUUGCACAAGGCUCGGUGCCGCAAUGUCAUUUACUCUAUUCUCGAUCCUAACCCUGCACGCCGAAUCACUGCAAGUCAAGUAUUAAAGUCCGAAUGGGGUCGCGAAAUCCAGCUCUGCAAGGCCGGGGAAGAAGGAUUAUAG